Caenorhabditis remanei is the source of this 1680-nucleotide messenger RNA. RefSeq lists its product as uncharacterized. Gene Ontology annotation, biological process: stabilization of membrane potential; potassium ion transmembrane transport. The coding region runs from base 1 to 1680 and encodes 559 amino acids. Gene Ontology annotation, cellular component: membrane. Gene Ontology annotation, molecular function: potassium ion leak channel activity. The record is from RefSeq and is a predicted model, not a curated record. The transcript is spliced from 9 exons. NCBI's taxonomy places the organism in Eukaryota, Metazoa, Nematoda, Chromadorea, Rhabditida, Rhabditidae.
AUGUUGCUAUCCCAUGGCGAAAGCCGCCAGUCAUUCAAACAAAAAAAGGCGGAAGAAAAGCGGAGACGAAGUUCAUCGGGUCAUCAACCACAGGCUAAACAGAGUCUUGCCGUUCUGGCUCAGUUGAUGUUGCCAGCGUUGAUAGAAGAGCAUACUGCACAGCAAGAAGAAGUGCUCGUACCAACACACUACCGGGCAGACGGAUCGAUAGCUUCAGUGGCCACAAAUCGGCGGCAUGUUCUGCAACGGGUGAACUUGCUGCAACGAGCAAACGGCCAGAUGAGGAAAGGAGCCGCAGGCGUGUGGGAUAUUGCCGGACGAGCCCAUCUUGCUGGAAAACGGAAAGUGGAACAAUUGCAGCAAAAGCCUCCACUAUGGCUGGUUAUAUUGAAUAGAGCAUAUCAUAAAUAUGGAUUGAAGCACGCAGUCCUAAUAAUUGUUUUUCUCAUUUAUUGCAUUGCCGGUGGUCUAGUCUUCUGGCUUAUUGAGGAGCCUUAUCAAUCGGAACUCAGAGACAAAUGGUAUCAAAAAAUCGAUUACAAUAGAACAGAACGAGUGGAUAUUAUGAUGAAGAAAGUGUUCAAUAAUUCGGAUUUCUUAAUUUAUAUCAAGGGAAACACAUCGACACGGUUGGCACAGUUUUUUAAGGAAGAAUUUGCCUCUUAUGAGAAUCAACUCGGUGUUAAAUGGAGUCAACAAAAAAUGGACUGGGAUUUCUGGAAUGCUGUGCUAUUUGCGGGUACUAUAUGCACUACUAUAGGAUAUGGGCACAUUUAUCCGAUGACUGAUGCAGGGAGGCUACUCACCAUGUGUUUUGCACUAUUUGGUAUUCCUCUCAUGCUGCUAGUGCUUCAAGAUUUUGGAAAACUUCUGACAAUCACCAUGAAGUUUCCAUGGUUUCAAACGAAACGGCUUAUGAGACGAAUAAUGAGAUGUUGUACGAAGCAACCGAUAGAGGAGAUGAAGGAAAUUGAGAAGCAGGAACGUCAUGAUUUGGAUAUUUUUGAUCUUCCAUUACCAGUUGGUAUCGGCUUGAUUGUAGUUUGGAUUUUCAUCUGCUCCUUUGUCUUAUCGGUUUGGGAUCAUAACUGGACACUCCUCGAGUCUUUCUACUUUUUCUUCACCUCUUUAUCUACAGUAGGGCUCGGUGACUUAGUCCCAUCGUCCCCUCGUCUCUUGAUAACAAUGUUUGGUUUUAUUCUUGUUGGACUGUCACUUGUCUCAAUGGUUAUCAAUCUUCUGCAGGCUAAGAUGAAAUCCACAUACGAAGCGGGUCGAAACGAGGAUAAAUCGGUUGUCCAUCAUGCUCACCAUCACGCAUUACCGACUUCACUUGGUGUAAUGCGAUGCUAUUCAGUAGAUGAAGAAAAGAAAGCAGAUGUAUCGGAGAGGAGUUUGUCAAGGUCCACUCAAACAAGUUUGAGUUUACCUGGAGUUAGGCAGGUGGUCCUCCGCUCAGACGGUGUCCAUUGGGUGCACACUGACACCUCCUCACCCACAAAGUCGCCCGACGAAGUCACGAAUCUUGUGGAAAUGGAGACGGCGCUCCGAGUGUGCGAACAAAUUGGGGAUAAUAAUAAUGAAGAAUAUUCGGAAGGCGAAUCUCUUAUUUGUGAAGCAGAAGCGCUUCUGGAGUUGGGAGAGUGUCUUUCGGAUUUGGAACGAUGUGAUAGCAUUUGA